Molecule: messenger RNA, 1428 nt
Organism: Ectocarpus sp. CCAP 1310/34
Lineage: Eukaryota; Phaeophyceae; Ectocarpales; Ectocarpaceae
Source: the annotation of a GenBank genome assembly
ACGCGACAAUCUGAGACCCACGGCACAGGCAGCACACGGGGCGGCAGAUCAGAAGGGAGAGUGUGCACGCCAUCCCAGGGAAAGGCAUCAUUGCUAGAGAUCCUCUCGUUAACACGGGCAGGACCAACCGAGGCCAGGAUUGGGGAUCGAACGGGAGAACGGGACUCAGUCCCCCCAGGAGGAGCGAGGAUGCGGGAGCUACGUGUAGAGGAUGCUCUCCUCUACCUCGACCAGGUCAAGAUCGAGUUCGGAGACAAGCCGGAGAUCUACAAUGAAUUCCUCGACAUCAUGAAGAACUUCAAGGCCAUGGCCAUCGACACCCCCGGAGUGAUUCGACGGGUUUCCAGUCUGUUCCGCGGUUACAACAAGCUCAUUCUCGGGUUCAACACCUUCCUGCCCGACGGUUACAAGAUCGAGCUCUCGGACAUUGAGGAAAUGAACCGCGAGCACGAGCGGCAGCUGGCCAUCAGCCGCGGCGAGAUCGCGCCGGACUCCGUGGACAACAACAGCGGCGGCGGCGGAACCAACGCUUCCGGCGGAGGUGGCGGAAGCGGAGGCGGUGCCUUCUCCUCCUCCUCUUCCGGGGGAAACAACAACAGCAGCAACAACAGCAGCAACAGCAAAGAGGGCGGCGGCGGUGGACCUUCCGGUUCGGGAAGUGGCGUCGGUGGCACUGCCGCGUCCAACCCCGCCCUCGUCCACGACAUGGUCGAAGCGCUCGCCGGAGGCGGUAGCCACACGAGCGGCGGCGGCGGGGGCGGCAUGGGUGGGGGCCCCGGGAGCGGAAACGGCCCCGGUGCGGGGGCGGGCGGCGGCGGCCAUGAUGGGACCUCCGGGAGUGGAGGAGGGGGCGCGGUAAUGACGGGAGGCGGCAACAUGCCGAUGGGAGGCGGCGGCGGCGGGCACGGAGGCGCGGUCGGGGUGGUUCCCCCCGGGCCAAAGGCUACUUCGGGCGGCGGCGGAGGCGGCGGCGGAGGGGGGGGAGGGGGGGGGCACGAGAGCGGGUUUGGGAUGCCCCAUCGAGCGAACGAGCCCCCGGCGGAGUUCGACCACGCCAUCACUUACGUCACCACGAUCAAGAAGCGCUUCAGCCACGAGCCGCAGACGUACAAGGCCUUCCUGGAGAUCUUGCACACCUACCAGAAAGAGCAGCGAGGCGCAGUGUCUUCCCUCUUCGCCGACCACCCUGACCUGCUGAGAGAGUUCACCUACUUCUUGCCAGACCCCGUCCAAGAGCAAGCCAGAGAGAGGCUCAACCGCGCCGCCAGGGAGAGCGAGAUGCGCAAGGCUAAGGCCGCUAAGGAAGCCGCUCAACACCGCGGCCACCCGGGUGUCCACCAAAACAGCAACAGCGCCCCCCACUCGGCCGCGGGAGGGGGCGGCGGCCAGCACCAGGGCCAGCACAGCGGGGGGGCUGUCUCUUAUNAA